This is a messenger RNA of Sitophilus oryzae (rice weevil), 1883 nucleotides long. Its product is annotated as SET domain-containing protein SmydA-8-like. The transcript is spliced from 10 exons. The coding region runs from base 146 to 1750 and encodes 534 amino acids. Gene Ontology annotation, molecular function: protein binding. The record is from RefSeq and is a predicted model, not a curated record. NCBI's taxonomy places the organism in Eukaryota, Metazoa, Arthropoda, Insecta, Coleoptera, Curculionidae.
UUUUCAUCCAGAUUUUCGCUUUGUGGAACAUACUAUCGUGCCGCAUUGUUGAAAAGUGUUGUGAGAGUUGUCGCGAGCUAUUGUUGAGUUAAAAAAGACACUAAACAGUUAAUUACAUUCUUAGUUUUCGUACAAGUUCAUUAUAAUGAGUUGUCGGCAUAGAAGGAAGAAGAGUGGUUCUUCAAGAAGCAGUAAAUCAGAAUCAGGAAACAGCAGCAGUUUUUUGGAAGACAUCAUUGAAGAUCAUUUUAUUGGUCCUAAAUACGAUGUUAAAAUAUCGAAAGUUAUGGGCAGGUAUAUUGUGGCUAGAAAAGAUAUACGUCCAGGAGAAAUAAUUAUAUCAGAACAACCACUGGUAGUAGGACCAUGUACCGACUGCAGAGUGCAAUGUUUGGGCUGUUACAAGAAUUUGGAAAGCGAAGAUAAAAUUUUCAAGUGUUCUGGUUGUGGAUGGCCUCUAUGUUCAAAAAAAUGUCCUGGCCGUAAACGUCAACAUGGUCACACUCAAAUAGAAUGCACCAUUUUGCAGGAAUGCAAGUCAGCUGCUUUUUUAAAUUACGACGACUUGCAAGAUGUUCGCGCAAAUUUCCAAGUUAUUGUGCCUCUCCGAUGUCUGAUUCUGAAAACUACUGACCCUAGUAGUUACGAUAUAUUGAUGGACAUGGAAAGUCACAACGAUAUAAGAAGAAACAUUCCUGAUCUGUGGGAUCUUAAUCAAACGAGAGUGGUUGAUAGAAUUAUAAAAGACUGGGGACUGACUGAAUUUACCGAAGAAGAGAUACACACAAUUUGUGGCAUAUUGGAGGUAAAUGCUUUCGAAAUUGGGCAGCAAGGAGUUAACAUAAGAGGACUAUAUCCUACCUCAUUUUUACUAUCACAUGAUUGCGUACCAAAUACAAAUCACACAGAUCACGAAGACACAUACCAGUUAACUAUCAGAGCCAGUACUGAUAUUCUGGAGGGUCAGCCUAUAACUCUAAGUUAUGCAUACACUCUUCAAAGUACCCAAAAAAGGAGAGAACAGUUAUUAGAAAAUAAGUUUUUCGAAUGCAGAUGUAAGAGAUGUUCUGAUCCUACCGAGCUAGGGACUUACGUAGGAGCUCUUCAUUGCCCAAAAUGUGAUAACGGUUUAGUUCUCUGUGAUAAUCCUUUGGACCUUGAAUCUCCUUGGAGCUGCACAAAUGUCAGAAAUGUAUGUCCAGGAUAUUCUUUAAGUGCACACUCUCAUAAAUUGCUAAUAAAUAGGAUAUCUAAUGAAGCGGAAUCAAUAGACAGUAACGACAUAGACGCUUUAGAACACUUUCUACAAAAGUACAGAAAUGUUCUUCAUUCAAGCCAUUACCUGUGUUUAGGAGUUAAGGUCACUCUGAGUCAGGUGUAUGGUAGAAUACCUGGAUAUUUAGUACAUGAAUUGAGUGAAAAACAACUAAUGAGGAAAAGAGAUAUUUGCUAUGAGAUAUUGAAAGUUUUUGAUGUAAUUGAGCCAGGAUUUACUAGAAUAAGAGGAGUAACUCUCUACGAAUUACAUGCUCCAUUAAUGAUCCUUCUCACACGACAAAUAGAAACACAACCUUUAUCAAAAUCUGAUGUCAAGUCUGCCCUAAAGAAACUACUUCGAUACUUAGUUGAAGCCAAGGUGAUCCUGUCAUAUGAACCGGAACAUUCAACUGAAGGAUUGAUGGGUGUAGCAGCUAAAGAUGCUCUGCUACAGAUCAAAAACUGGGAGAAGAUUGUUGGAAAGAUCAGAUAAAAUUUGGUGUUAUUAUUGUGUUCACGUGUGAUGUAUUAUUUAUAAAAAAUUGUAUUUAGGAUGUAGGAUUUUUAUAUGAUAUAUGUACCGGGUUAUUUGACAAAAGCUGAAUAAAGACAUGUUCUAUUUUUAA